Prunus armeniaca (apricot) is the source of this 279-nucleotide messenger RNA. Lineage: Eukaryota; Viridiplantae; Streptophyta; Magnoliopsida; Rosales; Rosaceae. The record is from the annotation of a GenBank genome assembly.
AUGGUGUUCAACAGCCUGAUGGUGGUGUCAGUGGCGCACGCAUCAACGGAGAUGUGGCAAUAUUUGGCAUGUUUACCUGAGCGUCUGAGCAGCCAUCAGCUGUUAGAUCUUGUGUUCUGCUUCCCUCUGCAGCAGUUGGGUCGCCUCGCUCUCUGCCUCUGGACCUUCCUCUGCGUCCCUCCUCCGGACUCUUACUACUCCUACUCCUACUCUGACUCUGAUGCCUCCUCCUCCACCGUUGUUUACAAUGAUUAUUACUACGACUCCCAUUCUGAUUGA